Messenger RNA from Paraphaeosphaeria sporulosa, 2944 nucleotides. Its product is annotated as cysteine proteinase. The transcript is spliced from 2 exons. Gene Ontology annotation, cellular component: nucleus; cytosol. Gene Ontology annotation, biological process: protein deubiquitination. Gene Ontology annotation, molecular function: cysteine-type endopeptidase activity; cysteine-type deubiquitinase activity. Bases 84 to 2756 code for a protein of 890 amino acids. Lineage: Eukaryota; Fungi; Ascomycota; Dothideomycetes; Pleosporales; Didymosphaeriaceae. The record is from RefSeq and is a predicted model, not a curated record.
CAGCCCGCCUCCCCGUUGCCUCACACGUUGCGCUGCUUGGUCUCUGGCCGGCGCCCAACUGUGAAGGCAACAGCACCAUCCCCAUGAUGCCGGGCCACACGAUACCGCCUGCCGUCCCUUUCCACCCGGGGGGAAGGCGGCAUGGCGACCACCACCAAUACUAUCAGCCUCCUCCCCAGGCCCAUUCGCCUGUGCACCACAAUCCCUACGCCGCCUACCCGCACCCGCACUAUGCUCCGCUCGCGUCGCCCUAUGCUCCGCAGCCGCAAUGGUACGGCAUGAACCCAUACGCUCAGCCGCAACACCAUCAGUAUGCGAUGCCGCCGCGACAGUUCCAGCCCCUUGCAUCGCCGGUCGUGGUUUCCUCGCACCCGCACAUGGCCCACUUGCCGCCCGUAAACCGCGCCAUGGGGCAGACGCCGCCCAUUGUACAUUCACACACACCCCCCGUCGCGCGCAUUCCUACACCCCAGCGGACGCCCCAGCCUCUGCCUUCGACUCCGUCUGUUCACUCGCAGCAGGCGCUGGUGUCCUCGCCGACCCCGCCAACCACUACGGCCACAGCAACUCCGCCGCCCACGACUCCUUCGGUGACUUCGACGACUACGAGCGCAGCGCCCAUCUCCAUGGGGACGUAUAUGCCGUUCUACCCGCCACUGCCGUGGCUCUCGGUCGCUGAUGCGGAUUUCCCUCCGCGCGCAUCACAAAAGAAGCGGAGGAGGAGAGCUCCGGUACCGGCGCAGGAGGACGACCUUGCCCUGCCGUCACGCGAGCAAGUGGUCGACGUGGAAGAGGCUCACGGUACAAAGGAAAUAGCUGACGAUGCCGACCACACAUCGACCGAGGGGCCAGAGGAGUCACAGGCCUCGACCAUGGCUCCCGCUUCCGAGGCCACCACCGAUACCCCGCAGUCUUCACACCCUCCCUCAGAGGUCGAAUCUACACGACCAUCAAUGUUGUCUCCGGGUAUGCCUGCUCAACCUGCUCGCGCCUCCCAAGGCACGCAUGCCCGCACUCAGACGAAGCCUGCUGUGCCUCUGAUCCCUAUCAAGGCUGCAAAGGCACCUAGCGUCACGUCAACCACACAGAAGUCGGUCAAGUCAUCAGACAAGGAGAACAAGUCAGAGACAGCAGUGCCUGCUACUCCUGGACAAGAGACCAACGGCACCGCUGAAGAAACACCAAAAGCUUCACCGCCACCGAAAGCAGCACCUGGGUCAUGGGCCUCACUUCUUAGAACGAAGAACAAUGCCGCCGCAGCCAAAGCCCCUGCCGUUUCCAACGGUGUCGCCCCUACAAGUGGUCCUCCAGCGCCCAAGAGCAACUCUCUCGGUGACGUCCUCGCAUCCUACUCUGUCGAUUCGCAUAAAAAGAUUUCUUUCCUCGAACCCCGUGGCCUUGUAAAUACGGGUAAUCUGUGUUAUAUGAAUUCUAUUCUUCAAGUUCUUCUUUUCUGCGUACCCUUCUACGACUUUUUGGAUCAGUACGCUAAGCGCGUCGUCCAUAGCUUCAAGUCCGAAACUCCUCUUGUGGACGCCAUGAUCAUGUAUAUGCGCGAUUUUAAGGUCAUUGAUUCGGCUGAAUCCGUCGAGAAGCUCCGCAUGCGCUUGAAGGAUAAUGAACUGGAACAGUACGGCGAGCCUCUCACUCCAGAAUACGUAUACGACGUCAUCCGGCGGCUGCCUCGCUUUGAAAACAUGAAGCGAGGUCAACAGGAGGAUGCGGAAGAGUUCUUGGGUUUCUUGCUCGCCGGUCUUCAUGAUGAAUGUGCCCACGUUAUUAAGAGCUCGAGGACCUCGAACGGAGACGCCUCGGUGACUUCGCCAACUACCGAGCGUUCAGGAUCUGUCGACGGAGGAUGGCUCGAGGUCGGACCGAAACAGAAGGCUUCCCUCACACAGUCAUCAGGAGCUGUCGAUAUUGAGAGUCCACUCACAAAGAUCUUCGGCGGCAAGAUUCGUUCCGAAUACAAAAGACCGGGCGAGAAACCGUCCGUAACGCUAGAGCCUUAUCAGCCUCUGCAGCUGGACAUUGGCUCACCAAACGUCAACAACAUUACCGAUGCGCUCAAGGGACUGACUCACUUGGAGACUUUGGAUGGCGCUACCCGGGGCGCACGUGCUUCCACCAAGCAGAUGUUCAUUGAGACUCUGCCACCGGUACUUAUACUUCACCUCAAGCGUUUCCAUUACGAUGUCAAUGGACCCCAGAAGAUCUGGAAGAAGAUUGGAUACCCGCUUGAGUUGGAUAUUCCUAAGGAGGUGUUCCCGCAGCACAAGCGAUCAACUUUCGGUACACGCGGCGCACCGCGCUACCGAUUGAUUGGUGUGGUCUAUCAUCAUGGAAAGAACGCAAGCGGCGGUCACUACACCGUCGACCUUCGCCGACAGGAAGGCCGCGAAUGGAUUCGCGUGGACGAUACGGUCAUCCGCCGUAUCCGUGCAGAAGACGUUGCCGAGGGCGGUGCUGAAGAAGACCCCAAGGUCCUUGCCGCCGCGCUCGAGCAGCACAAGAACGAUGGAGGCGCUGCGACAAGGAAGAACUUCUUCGAGCAGAUUGGUGACGAUGCAGAGUCGGACCGCGGCGGCUGGAGCCAAGUCAACGGCUCAGAAAGCAAGAAGGAGAAAAAGUGGACCGGAGUGGUCAACGGCACGGCGACGCCUAGCUCGGCAGGAAAGCGGACGCCGUUGCCCAAGGAAAAUGUGCGGGACAACAAGGUUGCGUACAUUCUUUUCUACCAGCGCAUCGAGUCUUGAAGGCCGCGAGCCUCAGGACGCGCUUGUACGCUCGAUGAGAUCUAUAUGGCGUCGCUUUCCGGGUAAUGGGGUUGGCGAUACAUCAAAAGUUUCUUCGGGCAUUUGCAUAGGCACAUGCAUUGGCGGGCUAGCGUUCAUAACGGGUCUCUGUCGGUUUGACGAGGGACGGGUAACGCAUUUGCAUGAGU